UUGAAUUUUUGCGGUAAAUUAUUAAAUUUUUAACCAAUAUCAGUAUGGAUUACGAUAUGCAAGACUCUUCGAAUUUUUCUUCCUCUAGAUAUUCAAGAGGGUCAAAAAGGUAUCAAAAAGAUGUUGAAAUGGAGUCUGACAAUGGAGUAGAUGAUGAAGAGGCUGAAUUCUUAAAAGGAGACAACUUAGAUAGCCAACCUUCUACCAACUCUCGCUUACUUGUCCGCAGUAUGAGUAAAUCUCUAAGAAAUCUGAAAGAAUGAGAAGAGAGAGGCAUAGAUCCAGAAGAUUUUGAAAAUGAGCAGCAUUCUCGUACAAGAAGAUUAAAUAAUAGAGAAGAAAGUAAAAGGGGAGAUACAAAAUAUGAAGAGAUACGCAUCGAUCCUGAGAAGCAAAAAAGGAAUAUUGAGCAAGUUGAAAUUCUUUCUAAUGUAAUCAGCAAAUUGAUAUUAAGGCUCAGCAAUUUCACCUCUAUGUAUGUUGGAACAAAGUUCUUCUAUGAGCAGUAUGAUACUGUCAUGGAAAUGCUCAACAGAUUCAUUUAUAAUGAAAAUCAGUCAAUGAUUUUGAUGUCUCGUUCAAACACAGUUUUACAUCAAUUUAUCAGUAAGAUCAGGGAUGACCUAAAUGCAAAGCUCAAGGAAGAAGAUUCUGAGUGAGAUGUAAGAACAGUCAGGAUAAACUCAAUUUUGACCACCAAAGAGACUGCAAUUCUCAAUCAUUUUGCAGAGUGAUUAGGCAUGGACAGCGUAGACAAGCAAGGCUUAUCACAAGAGAUGAAGGAGAGAAUGGAAGAUUAUUUCAAACAGUUCCCUAACAUUGCUGUCAUUUUUAUUCUUGAAAAUGUAGAAUACUAUGUUGAAAACUCAAAGCAAUCUCUUUUAUAUAAAAUCUUGGACAUGCUACAGUAUGCUAAGAUUAAGUUCGCCUUUAUUGCUACUUCUCAAAGAGUUGACAUCAUCGAUAGUUUUGAGAAAAGAAUCAAAAGUAGAUUCUCACAUAGACAAAUCCUAUUUUAUAGUGAAGAUCUUGACACCUUUAAAGAGUGAAUCGAGGAUACAAUUCAAAAUAUUGGUGAAUAUGAUGAGACAUCAGAGCAAGGAAGACAGUUUCUGGGCUCUUUGCAUGAUUUUAUUAUGGAUUCAGAGUAUGGGUGUUCAAAAAUUUUCCAGAAAUUAUUUGAUAAAGGAAAGGAUUAUGAAUUUCUUUGUAGAACACUCAAAAUAGCACUUUCUCACCUCAACAGUACCUACCAUUCAGACCCAGACAUGAUUGAACAUUUUGAAGAUAAUGGUGGAGAGCUUUUUAGGAAGAGUCUUGAUUAUGUAGACAACCUCUCUACAUCCAAUGAUUUUAAAACAAUUUUGUCAAGGAUGCCGGAAGCUUACGUUGUGGUGUUGAUUUCUGCAAAGAAUUCUUUUCAGAAUUGAAUGCAAGAGUUCUUCAAUUUCACUCUAGCUUAUAAUGAAUAUAAGUUAUUUGUCAGAAGAAACCAAGGAAAUAUUGUGAGAAUAUCUAAGGAAACAUUCAUCAAAAUCUUUAUCGAUUUAGUGAAGAAAGGAUUCAUCAAGACAAAGGCAUCUACAGAGGCCAUCAUCAGUGUGAACAACAAAAUGGGAUUGGGAAUCGAAUUUGAAGAAUUAUCAACUAUGAUUAGAGAAAGAGUGAACUCAGACAAAGAGAUUUCAACCCUCGUGAGAAUAUUUUCGGAAAAUCGUUCUGGAGACACAUCAAGAUAAUUUGAUAAUUCAAUAUUAACUUUAACUUUG
Messenger RNA from Moneuplotes crassus, 1769 nucleotides. NCBI's taxonomy places the organism in Eukaryota, Ciliophora, Spirotrichea, Euplotida, Euplotidae. The record is from the annotation of a GenBank genome assembly.